UACCCUGCCCAUCGGUACAGUUUAUUCCAAACAGGGGCGGAAAAGCCUCCAGUGAAUGUUGCAGGUUAGAGAUAUCAGUAAGAACAAUGGUCAAGGAUAAGGCAGGGAUCCAGGAUUUGUGCGAAGCAGCAACUUUAUCAUAAUUGCUGUUAAUAAUUACAGUGGUGAUAAGUGGCAGAGGUGGCAUUUAUUGAUGGAAAAGUCAUCUGGGGUCUCAGUAUAUCUACCGGAGCUGGAGGAGGAGGAAGCAGAAGACACAGAGGGAAGUUUGGAUUUAAGACAGAUCAGGACAUAAGCAGAGCCACAUAGAGGAGGCAGCGGCCCUCACAGAGCAGCGGAGAGAUGAUGACAACAGGAGCGAGGCGGUACGUGGUCGCCAGGCCGCUCUACUCUGAGGAGUCAUUCAGUGAGGAGCACGAAAAGAUCUACAGGCAACGCAAGACCCUGCUGGACCAUAUCAAACAGUACUUCACAUGUGAUGCCAAACGAGCAAAGAACGCCGCUCUCUCUAUUCUACCCAUCAUCGGAUGGAUGAAAAUCUACAGAUUCAAAGAGUGGCUGUUCAGUGACAUUGUCUCAGGUGUCAGCACAGGACUGGUUGCUGUACUGCAAGGUCUGGCCUACUGCCUGCUGGCCUCUCUGCCCCCCUGGUAUGGACUCUUUUCCGCCUUCUUCCCCGUCAUCAUUUACUUUUUCCUGGGGACGUCCAGACACAUCUCAGUGGGCCCGUUCCCGGUUUUGUGUCUGAUGAUUGGCUCAGUGGUCACCAGGUUGGUCCCAGAUGACGGUAUGCCUGCUAACAUCACCGGGUUUGAAGGUCUGACCAGAGAUGACCAGAGGGUGCUGGUGGCUUCAUCUAUCACAUUCCUCACUGGUGUCAUGCAGCUGGCCAUGGGUGUCCUCCAAGUGGGCUUUGUUGUCAUGUACCUGUCCGACACGCUGGUUUCUGGCUUCACCACGGCGGCCGCCAUCCACAUCCUGGUGUCCCAGCUUAAAUUUGUGUUUGGUCUGCAGGUCCCGGGCAUCAGUGGACCGCUCUCCCUCAUCUAUACUUUGGAGAGCAUCUUUAGAGGGAUCACCUCCACAAACGUGUGUGACGUGGUGAUCUCUUUGGUCAUCAUGGUAGUGGUGUUCAUCGUUAAAGAGCUGAAUGACAGAUAUAAAUCAAAGCUGCCGGUGCCAAUCCCCAUAGAAGUCAUCAUGACUGUCGUUGUUUGUGGAGUUUCUUAUGCAUUCGACUUCAAGAACCGAUUUGGCAUUGAUGUUGUUGGACAUAUUCCUAAAGGGUACGAGCCUCCAGUGGCCCCAAACCUGUACAUUUUUCAAGAAACAGCAGUUGAAGCUUUUCCCAUGGCUAUAGUUGGUUUUGCUGUUGCCUUCUCUGUGGCUAAAGUCUAUUCAGUAAAACAUGAUUACACCAUAGAUGGGAACCAGGAGCUGAUAGCUUUUGGAGUCAGCAACAUUUUCGGAGCCUCAUUCAGAUCGUUUGCAGCAAGUACGGCCCUGUCUAGGAGUGCUGUUCAGGAGAGUACAGGGGGAAAGACUCAGGUAGCCGGUCUGUUGUCAGCCAUCAUUGUGAUGAUUGUCACAUUGGCCAUCGGAUUUUUACUGGAGCCGCUCCCAAAGUCAGUGCUUGGUGCUGUGAUCAUCGUCAACCUGAAGGGGAUGUUGUGGCAGUUUAAGGAAGUCCCGUACCUGUGGAGGAGAGACAAACCAGACUGUGUGGUGUGGUUAGGUACGUGUAUUGCAUCAAUCUUACUGGGGCUAGAUCUCGGUUUGGCUGUAGGCCUCGGUGUGGAGCUGAUCAGUGUCGUCCUCAGGGCUCAGUUCCCGCGGUGCAGUGUGCUUGUCAACAUCAAGGGAACCGACAUCUACAAAGACAGAAAAGACUACAUUAAUAUUUAUGAGCCUGAGGGAGUGAUAAUCUUCAGGAUACCAUCACCCAUCUUCUUUGCAAACAUCGAGUUCUUCAAGAGCAAAUUAAUUGAAGCUGUUGGAUUUAACCCUUUGAGAGUGUUAAGGAAAAGAAACAAAGCACUGAGGAAGAUCCGUAAACUCCUACAGAAGGGAGACCUUCAGUGGACGACGAAAGGCUUCUUGAACACGUCGUGUGGACACAUCCAGGAGUCAGAGGAGGAUGAGAGUAACAUGGAAGAGCUCGACCUGCCCACCAACUUUAAAGACCUUCCUGCACGGGUCGACUGGAACGCUGAGCUUCCUGCAAACAUUGUUGUCCCAAGAAUUGACCUCCACAGUCUGAUUCUGGACUUCUCUGCUGUGUCUUUCCUGGACAUCUCUGCUCUGAAGGGACUCAAAACGGCACUGAAAGAGCUCAUCAGGAUAGAAGUUGAGGUCUACAUCGUGGCUUGUGAUACUUACAUCCUGGAGAAACUGCACAGCUGUUGCUUCUUUGAUGAUGAAGUUCAGCCCUCAAUGUUUUUCCUGACGAUUCAUGAUGCCAUGCUACAUAUCUUGGAGAAACACCCAGAGUCAACAGAGAAAAAAUCUAACUUUGGCAAGAUAAUAACAACAGUCACAGUCCACCACACUGGCGGCGGUUUGAGGAGCAGAGAUAAAAAUACUUUGGAUCCAGAAACAAAGUUCUGAUGUUGGUUUUCAUAAGAAGAUUUUUCAGGAAGAAAA
Cheilinus undulatus (humphead wrasse) is the source of this 2643-nucleotide messenger RNA. RefSeq names its product chloride anion exchanger-like. Lineage: Eukaryota; Metazoa; Chordata; Actinopteri; Labriformes; Labridae. Bases 343 to 2607 code for a protein of 754 amino acids. The transcript is spliced from 21 exons. Gene Ontology annotation, cellular component: membrane. The record is from RefSeq and is a predicted model, not a curated record. Gene Ontology annotation, molecular function: oxalate transmembrane transporter activity; bicarbonate transmembrane transporter activity; chloride transmembrane transporter activity. Gene Ontology annotation, biological process: transmembrane transport.